This is a messenger RNA of Talaromyces proteolyticus, 3745 nucleotides long. Its product is annotated as putative ABC transporter. Gene Ontology annotation, molecular function: ABC-type transporter activity; ATP binding; ATP hydrolysis activity. The transcript is spliced from 4 exons. Gene Ontology annotation, cellular component: membrane. The record is from RefSeq and is a predicted model, not a curated record. Lineage: Eukaryota; Fungi; Ascomycota; Eurotiomycetes; Eurotiales; Trichocomaceae. Bases 254 to 3523 code for a protein of 1089 amino acids.
CACACUUCCCCAGCUUGCCAGCCUCACCUCGCUCCUCAUCGUCAUCACCAGACCUGCCCGCGACACUGCCUAGCUAUCGGGCACUGCACCUUCGUUUGCAACAUAAGCAUCUCUCUUGAACGAAUUUCUCUUUCUGUAUGCGAAUCAACAGUCCAUUUCAUGGCUUGCUAGCAAUUUGAUCCUGCUGUUGCCUGUUCCGCAACGGUUCCACCUAUCUCCUGCUUCGUCCAGAGCUCUGUCAAAGCAUUCCAGAAUGCGAGCCAUAUAUCUUCUUGGGAUAGCAAGCGCCCUAGCUUCCUCAGGGAGCGGUGUUGUCGCUCUCAACUACAGUUCCGAUAACAUAGACCCUCUAUUUUCCGUCUUCGACGACCGGCCCGCCGACUGCCCGCCAUGCUUCAAUUGCCAACUCGAUGCGUUCCAAUGUCACCAGUUCGCUUCUUGCAAUAGAUACACAGGGAAGUGCUCCUGUCCUCCCGGCUAUGGCGGCGACGACUGUUCCACACCAACCUGUGGCUCUCUCGCUGAUGGCGUCAACCGAGGCCCGCGCCAAGAUAAGUACUGCAAUUGCAAGGAUGGCUGGGAGGGAGUCAACUGCAAUGUCUGCAAGACGGAUGAAACAUGUAACGCAAUGAUGCCGGAUGGAGAGGGCGGUGUGUGUUAUACGCAAGGACUCGUUGUGAAAGAGAAUCAUCAAAUGUGUGAUGUUACAAACCGCAAAAUUCUUGAUCAACUGAAAGAGCGGAAACCACAAGUGACCUUCUCCUGCGAAGCAGAAAGCAAAACAUGCAAUUUUCAAUUUUGGGUUGACCAGGUCGAGUCGUUCUACUGUGCUCUCGAUUCAUGCAGUUGGGGAAUGGAUGCGGAAUACGAUCGAAAUAAAACACAUUACAACUGUGAUAAGGUCCGCUGCCAGUGUAUCCCGGGGCGCAUGCUUUGUGGCGAAGAGGGUUCAAUAGACAUUGGGGACUUUCUUACUGAGGAAAUCAAAGGCCCAGCAACUUUCAAUACUCUGUCAACAGAUGCGGGUGUUGAAGAUGGAAGCACUUUUAAAGAGCCUGCUAUGGAUGAUUUGAUUAAGAGCGUGUUCGGUGAUGAAAGCAUUACGCUGCAAUGCCACUCCGGCGAGUGUCUCUACAAGACAGAUGUGCCUGGCUACCAGCGCCCAGUGAAAGAGAUCAACAAGCCUCUUAUUGCUGGAGUCAUUGCUGGUUGUGCUCUAUUCGUCGUCGCAGUGAUUCUAGGCAUCUGGUAUCUUUCCAGGCGUGCCGCUUACCGCGGUUACGGUGCCAUCAGACUUUCUGAUGAUUCAGAAGACGAAUCUGACAAGCUUCUCAGCGACCAGCGCGCCGCUUCGUUGCUCUUUGAGAAUGUUUCAUAUCACCUCAAUGAGAAGGAGAUUCUGUCUGGUAUUCAAGGGGCCGCUCACCCGGGUGAAAUAACGGCCAUCAUGGGCGCUUCUGGAGCUGGAAAGACCACCUUCCUCGACAUCCUAGCACGGAAAAACAAGCGCGGGCUGGUUCAAGGUGAAUUUUACGUCAAUGGUGAGAAAAUCAGCGAUAGUGAUUUCAAGAGCAUGAUUGGCUUUGUAGACCAAGAAGACACCAUGCUUCCGACUUUGACUGUUCACGAGACUAUCUUGACGAGUGCUCUUUUGCGACUUCCCAAAGACAUGAGUCGUUUUUCUAAGGAGCAAAGAGUUACUGAAGUUGAAAAGCAACUUGGUAUUCAUCACAUCAAGGACCAAAUUAUUGGCUCUGAAGAAGGCCGUGGGCGUGGAAUUUCUGGCGGAGAAAAAAGAAGAGUAGGAAUUGCUUGCGAGCUAGUCACAAGCCCGAGUAUUCUUUUCCUCGAUGAGCCUACAAGUGGUUUGGAUGCAUUCAAUGCCUUUAACGUCAUCGAGUGUCUCGUGACCUUGGCAAAGACGUAUAAUCGCACUGUUGUAUUCACCAUUCAUCAACCACGCUCCAACAUUGUUGCUUUAUUCGAUCGACUUAUCCUCUUGGCUAAGGGAAAGACUGUCUACUCCGGCCCGUUUUCGACUUGCCAACAAUACUUUGACCAUAUUGGCUACUCGUGUCCUUCUGGCUUCAAUAUUGCUGACUUUCUGGUUGAUCUAACCAUGCAUGCCCUCGGCUCACAGACACCUGUCGAGGAAGAGAAUUUGCUAGACGUGCACACUGACAACCUAAAAACUGCAUCUAGCAGCUUGCGAGCUGUUAAAUCCAUUGCUAGUGCAUCCAAUGCUAGUAUUGAUGAGCUUGGAAGAAACGCUCAAGAUGCGACAUCGCGUGCUAGCAACAAGCGACGCCAAUCUUUGAAGCAACGGCAAGAUAAACAGCUCUACACUCGGCGAAAAGCGGACCUAGAAAUACCUCCUCCUCCGACUCCUAAAACUGAUGAAGACGAAGCCAGCCCUACAGCAGCGAGCAAUACUCAACAGUGGCUCCGACUAUCUGCUCGCCGUGGCGCUGUCCCUCCUCAAAUCCUUGAUGAUCCGGAUCAGCUUCCUCCACCAGCCUCGGGCACUACCGACUUGGAUGUACUUGUCGCCAACUACGCCUCGUCAGACGUAGCUAGCUCUGUCCAUGAAGAGAUUGUGUCUUCUAUACAGCGUGCUAAUGCGGCAAACGGGAACCAGAAUGCAGAUGCCCUUGGGAACAACGUGCCUGCAAUGGGAUAUGCUCGUGUCGGUCUCCUGCGACAGUUUGUGAUUCUCUCUCAACGGACGUGGCGGAACUUGUAUCGCAAUCCGAUGCUGAUGCUAACCCACUAUGCUAUAUCUAUUCUCCUGGCAGUUUUGUGUGGUUAUCUGUUUUACGGACUCACGGAUGACAUUAAGGGGUUCCAAAACCGACUUGGCUUGUUCUUUUUUAUCCUUGCGCUUUUCGGUUUCAGCACAUUGACAAGUCUUAAUGUUUUCUCUUCUGAACGGCUACUCUUUGUUCGCGAACGUGCAAAUGGUUACUAUUCGCCUCUUGCGUAUUUCUCUGCCAAGGUUGUUUUCGACAUUGUGCCUCUUCGUCUAAUUCCCCCAAUCCUCAUGGGUGUUAUUGUUUAUCCGAUGACUGGGUUGAUUGCGGCAUGGCCCGAGUUCUUGCGAUUUGUUCUCAUUCUGGUUCUCUUCAACUUGGCUGCUGCUGGAAUCUGUCUCUUUAUUGGCAUCGUGUUCCGCGAUGGCGGUGUUGCUAAUCUCAUUGGAAGCUUGGUCAUGCUAUUCAGCUUGCUGUUCGCCGGUCUUCUUCUCAACCACGAUGCUAUCCCUAAAGCGGCUUUGUGGUUGCAAACUCUAUCCAUCUUCCAUUACGGAUUUGAGGGCCUAAUUGUAAACGAGGUUACCUUUUUAACCUUAAUUGACCACAAAUACGGUCUGGAUAUCGAAGUUCCAGGAGCUUCGAUCCUAAGUGCAUUUGGGUUUGACACCCUUGCUCUUUGGAGCGACGUGAUCGGGCUUGCCGUUAUUUCUGCAGCGUUUAUCGUUCUUGCGUAUGCUGCUAUGCAUGUUCUAUUAGUGGAGAAGCGUUGAGCGCUCUGCACUUGCAUAUAUAUACUUUACUGCGUACACGCUGACUGAUACCAAGUCAUUGAUGUUUGUGAACUUAUAGAAAUUUUACGUGUGACUUGAUAUCAUAUGCGCUUGGUUCUGGGUUUGGUUUGCAUGGUUUCGCAGGCAGGAAGUCAGCCCUGAUGUACCUAUUAUAACUUUUCUCAUAAGAAUUCAAUGUCUACAAACAUACCUGAUCUGUCG